CUUGUAGGGGCUGGGGGCGGUAUAAAAAAAAAUAAAUAAAUACAUGUUCUUGGCGUGUCUUUUCCGUCGUUCUCAGAAAUUAGACAGACCGUUUUAGCAGAAAAAAGGCUCCCUGAGUUAUUGUGCAGUUUUGUUUCGGGCUCUUCCUAUUUUUUCUUUGUGAAACGAUGCCUGCAGUGAGUAGUUUUACUAUCAGCUGCGAAGCGCUAAACGUAGACCAGACUUUUUCAGAGGGAGACACUAUAACUGGACAAGUGAUUCUGUCCUUAUCCAAGGAAACCAAAGCUAAGCGUCUGUUUGUGAAGGCUAAAGGGGACGCUAAUGUGCACUGGACCGAACGGAGAGGCGACACGACGCACACAUACUCUUCGCACCGGAGAUAUUUUAAACUGAAACAGUUUUUAAUCCCAGAAGACUCAGAGGAGACUGUUUUGCCGGAAGGGAACCAUGUCUACAACUUCAGCUUUAGGAUCCCAUCUGAAAACAUGCCAUCGUCUUUCAGAGGAACUCAUGGAAAAAUUGUCUACAAACUGGAAGCCAAACUGUCCAGGAGCUGGAGGAUGGAUUCCACUGCAGAAAAGGAGUUCAAAUUUGUUUCCAAGUCAUUUUCCAACUUCAGGACCCUUUUAAAUGAGCAAUCUGGUUCUACUGAGAAGAAGAUGGGAGUUUUCUCUAAAGGACAAGUGCAAAUAGAUGCUACUGUUAACAAGACAGCUUUCGCCACAGGUGAAACUAUGCAUAUAUUUGCAAACGUCAACAAUGCCUCCUCAAAAAACAUGACUCCCAAAUUUAGUUUGAUACGGACUAUCAAGUUUUUUGCGAAAGGAGACUCCAAAAGUGAGGAGCAAACUGUUGAAAAAGUGGUUGAUAAGGUUAUUAAACCUCACACCCAGCAGGAGGUGAAGUGUGGGCUGAAGAUUCCCACUGAUGAGAUGCCUUCAAUCGAGAACUGUGAUAUCAUCUCAGUGACACACCAGUUAAAGGUGUAUCUGGACAUCAGCUUUGCCUUUGAUCCAGAGAUAAUCUUCCCAGUGGUUAUUGCUCAUCCUAUGUUUGUUGCUCAACUUAGUGGGUCUUUGGACCCUUACCCUGCUGGGGCUUUUGGUGGUCCAACUAACAGCGAUUUUCCUCCUCCUGUUGCGCAUUAUCCUGCACCACCAUAUCCAGGUCCUCAUGGUUACCCAGAUGCCCAAAGUCCUUAUGUACCACCACCCACAUACCCUACUGACCCACAGGUCUAUAGUGGUCCACCAGGUGCAUAUCCUUACCAGCCACCUCCCAUCUUCGGGGCCCAGACCAACCCAGUACCCAUGGGGCCUUCUCCCUAUGGAUCUCCAUUGUCAUCGUCCUCUUCCGGGCUUCAGCAUCCACCGCCUGUCCCUGCUUUCUAUAUGCUGCCUCCAGACCCUCAGAACCAGCCUGCCUUUGCUUCUGUGCCUCCUUCAGCUCCCUCUUUCAAUCUGAAUCCCUCUGCUCCUGAAUUGAAUGCAGACUUUCUGUCUCAAACAAACAAUGCUCCUCCAGAAUACACAUUGCUCUUUCCAACUUCUACUCCAGGAAAAUCUGAAGAUAAAUAACAACAUAUUUUAACCUUACUUAAGUAGCUAAAACACUUAACCAUAUAGAUUUAACCAUGUAAAAGCUUAAAAAAGUGUAAAACAAAUAAUCUUUAUGUGCACUGCAAAAACUAUCUAAAAUUAUAAUCUGUGUAUUCAUCCUUAUUUGGUAAAUAAGAUGAUCUGCCAAUGGAAUUGGUAUUUUUACAGUUAAAGUAUAGACUUGAAAUAAGAAAAUUCAUUUGUUUUUUAUCAUUUCAAAUGUAGAUUGUCUUAUUCGAUUUGCAAAGAGUCUCACUUCCCUGCCUAAUUCAAUAGAAAAUUCACGUAUUUUUAGAAAAAUUGGCCUACUUAGAUUUACAUUUUUUGCAGUGUGCAUCUUUUGUAAGACCACUGUAUGCACUAUUAGAAACAUUUACACUUGUAUGGUAUCUAAAAGGAUUACUUGCUGUAUCAUAUUACAGGUUAUAUCUGAUGAGUUUAAGUUGCGAUGCUGCAGUCUUCUGUCUGGUGCUAAUAUCAUAACUAAAAGCGUCGCCUCGGGUUGUACUCUGGAAAAAAAGGCCAUUUAAUACGUAAAGUGCCCUUCAUUGUUUGCAUGAAUUUAAGUCUGUUCACUCUACCUCUAUAUAGUUUAUAUCUAAAGCAUGUUAACACUAGUAUUAUAUAUAUUUUGUAUAUUUGCUAUAUUGUAUGUCAUUUUAAGAAAGUAAAUGCAUAUGCUUUAAGUGGCUGCACAGUUGCUAAAAAUGCAGUGAGCUUGUCAUUAUCAUAGAUAAAAAGAAGUUAACUUGCUAUAGUUUAAAACAGGUCUCAGAAUGAGGAAAAUGGUGCUUAAGUUCCUUUAUUGUGUAAAAUAAAUAUGGUGCUUCAGAAACUGUUGA
Molecule: messenger RNA, 2440 nt
Organism: Cyprinodon variegatus (sheepshead minnow)
Lineage: Eukaryota; Metazoa; Chordata; Actinopteri; Cyprinodontiformes; Cyprinodontidae
Product: arrestin domain-containing protein 3-like
Exons: 6
Coding region: 168-1577 (469 amino acids)
Biological process (GO): protein transport
Cellular component (GO): plasma membrane; cytoplasm
Source: RefSeq, a predicted model, not a curated record